UGUUUUCAAACAGCGGCAGCCGAGCGGUUCGUCAAACUAGUCCAAAGUUGUCGAGACACGGGAGAAGGAUGAGCUCAGAGCCGGAGACUCGGCCGCGGUGUGAAGUCUGUUCGCCCUGUGAACCCAGUUUAACAAAAUGAUGAGCGGACGGAGUGUUUUUAGCGGCUAACGGGCGGCAGCGGGGCUGAACACAGGACGGCUAACGGCUGCUAGCCUGGGAGCUAGCAGACAGCGGGCUGUUUCUGUCCGUUUAGUUAGCAUCCAGAGUCUCAGACCGAAACCAGCUAACGACAAGUUUAACCACACAAACAACCGAAGAGACUCCGAGUGUCCAGAGGAGGACAACAUGGAGAACAAGGACAAAGUUCAGAUGAGGAAUCACCCUCGCAGACAGUUGAAGAAGCUGAGUGAGGACAGCCUCACCAAGCAGCCAGAGGAAGUGUUCGACGUCCUGGAGAAGCUCGGAGAGGGGUCGUACGGCUGUGUGUUUAAAGCUCAUUAUAAAGAGACGGGGGAGAUUGUAGCCAUCAAACAGGUUCCUGUGGAGUCUGACCUUCAGGAGAUCAUCAAGGAAAUCUCCAUCAUGCAGCAGUGUAACAGUCCUCAUGUGGUGCGGUACUACGGCAGCUACUUUAAGAACAGUGACCUAUGGAUCGUUAUGGAAUACUGCGGAGCCGGAUCAGUUUCUGAUAUCAUCCGACUACGCAACAAGACGUUAACAGAAGAGGAAAUCGCCACCAUCCUGCACUCCACUCUGAAGGGUCUGGAGUAUCUUCACUUCAUGAGAAAAAUCCACAGAGACAUUAAAGCUGGAAACAUCCUGCUGAACACGGAGGGCCAGGCCAAACUGGCCGACUUCGGAGUUGCUGGACAACUCACAGACACCAUGGCGAAGAGAAACACGGUCAUCGGCACGCCGUUCUGGAUGGCUCCGGAGGUCAUCCAGGAGAUCGGCUACAACUGUGUGGCUGACAUCUGGUCUCUGGGCAUCACGGCCAUAGAGAUGGCCGAGGGGAAGCCGCCCUACGCCGACAUCCAUCCCAUGAGGGCCAUCUUCAUGAUCCCCACCAACCCUCCGCCAACGUUCAGGAACCCAGAUCUGUGGUCUCCGGAUUUUAAGAAGUUCGUCAGCCAGUGUUUGGUGAAAAACCCAGAAACCAGGGCGACUGCCACACAGUUGUUACAGCAUCCGUUCAUCAAGUCGGCCAAGCCCAGCCCCAUCCUCAGAGCUCUGAUCACAGACGCCAUGGAGAUCAAACUGAAGAGACAGGAGGAGGCCGAGCAGAGAGAGCAGGACGCCGAGGACGACGACAACUCGGAUGAGGACGAGGUGGACCAGGGGACGAUGGUGCGGGCGGGGACGGGCGACUCCGGGACCAUCCGGGCCGCGGGCUCGUUAACGGGCUCCCUCGGCGGUACGGCGCGGACGAUGAUCUCGCAUGAGGACACGGGAACCAUGCAGUCCGGGCUGGGCACCAUGGUCAUCAACUCAGACGACGAGGACGAGGAAGAAGCCGGGACCAUGAAAAGGAGAGACGAGACCAUGCAGCCGGCCAAGCCGUCCUUCCUCGAGUACUUUGAGCAGAAAGAGAAGGAGGCCAACAGCCACAACGACGCAGGAGGGAAAGAAAACAACGCAGACAACCGCAGACUGCCCGCUGAAGGAGACCUGGAGGUGGUGAGCUCGUGGACGGUGGAGGAGCUGCGGCUGCGUCUCGCCUCCCUCGACCCUCAGAUGGAGCAGGAGAUCGAGGAGAUCCGGCAGCGCUACCAGACCAAGAGGCAGCCCAUCCUGGACGCCAUCGAGGCCAAGAAACGCCGGCAGCAGAACUUCUGAGCAGGAAACAGCCGGAUGUUUUUAACUCUUUGUUCUCUGCAGCAGCAGGUAGAAACUGUCAGAGACUUCUGACCAUCAGACUGCUGAAGAAGAGCUUCCAAAGAGCUGAGUCACAGAUUAUUAUUGACAUCUUUUUGAUUUGAGAUCCGUCUUCUCUUCAACACCUUUUUUGUGUUUCUAGUUUUAACGGUUUGAUUUCGACGCCAUCAGCAGCCGAUCCGGACUCUGAGUUUCUGAUGUUUCAGGAUUGUUACAGUUUACAACACGGUGAUGAUUUAGUUUAGUUUUCUACUCUGAUCUUGUGGUACAACUUUCUUCUCAACUGCUCGACUGAGGUACUCGUCUGAAACUCCUCAGCUGUUCUCUGUCCUCGUUGCUGCUGGAUAUUUCAGGGUUUGAUUUCCUCGUCUUGAAAAAGUUUGUAAAACACACAAAAAGUUGAAAAACGCAGAAUGCUGUUUAUUAGUUUGUUCCGGGAAAAAUCAAAGGUGUGAGAAACUUUUUGAAAAACGACAAAAAACCUCAGAAAAUCUUCCUCGUUUGUCCUGAGAGGUUAAAGCUUCAUCACUCUAAAGUUAAAAUGUUUCUCUGUAACACUUGAUUAAGAAAACUAUAUUUAUUUAACUCGGUACAAGUUGCUUUUAGUUUAAUAUUGAGGCCUUUAAUUCAACAAAUUUGUCCUAGAAAAGUUAUUAGACCAAUUUUUGUCUUCUUUUGCCAUAAAAGAACAUAUGGAAGCCCGUUUCUGACCAUUAAAGAAGAAAACAAGAUAAUAAAAAAAUGAUCAUGUUAGUGAUUCUAAUGAGAAGUGUUUAGAGUUUGGGAAACGCUUCAGUUUAACAGUUUUGUUUUCCAGGUUGGUAAUAUGCUCAAAUUGAAAACAGAUCCUAAAAGUUUUAUGAAUGAGAAACUUUCUCUGAAUAGUGACUUAUUAUCUAAUAAUAAUGAUAAAUAAAGUUAUGGCACUUUUUUUUAACAAUCUUAAAAAAUGUUUCACUAAUUAAAACAGAUAAAAUCAGAUUAAGUUUAAGAUUAAAAAAAAAAGCAAUAAAAAAAAUAUUAUAAACAUGUUUUAAGGUUUUCUCAAAGACGAGAGUUGAGUUUCCAAGAUAAAUAAAAAAACAAAAACACAUUUCUGAACCUUAAUGAGAAACCACCUCAAUAUUAUAAUGCAGAAAGUCAUUAUUUUAAGUUGCAUUUCAGCAAAAUUUCUCAUUCUAAUAAUUCACAGGAUUUAUUGUUUAGGUUUUUUUAUCACAUUGGCAGAAAUGGGCUUCCAUAUUUAUCAGCAGUGUAUUAACGUUCAAAUGGUUUAUAAAACACUUUGUCGUUGCAAACAUUCUUUUUUAUUUCUAAACAAUUAUAACGUCUCUCAUGAAGACAUUUAUUAUUAAUAUCAGUUAUGUGUUCAUGCAGCAGCAUCCACUAACACAUUAUUGUGUUUUAUAAACCAUUUAUUAAAUGUUAAAGCAGUUUUACCUUUUAAUUCUUCAGAUGUUUUACUGCAUCCUUUAACCUCUUCAGGUCCACAAAUAAUCUUUUUUUAAUUUAAAUUGUUUCAUUUAAAGGAUGUAAACAGGAACAGUUUGGGGACGACUGGAUUGUAAAGUGUUCAUCUUUGUUUUUCUUCUGGAUGAAACUUUUUAAUUUUAUUUAAUGAGAUGGAAAGUCGACUUUGUUUAACCUCAAACUUGCUUCUUAACGUUUUAAUUCUGUACCCGUCAUCAUUUUUUUUUCCUCCGUAAGCUGAAAACAAAGACCGGGUCGACGGAUUUAUGGAGUCGAGUCAACAAAGCUUUUAUUUCCUGGAUUUAUUAGUUUUAUUAUUUGGCAGCGAGUCUGCAGCUGGCUGGCUCUGAUUCACCUUCACUUCCAACAUUCCUCCAUUUUCUACAUCAGCACAGAAACUUUUCUAUUUUUCUACGUAGGUUCAGAGGUCACAGAGAGGUCACAGAAAGGUCACGGUGGUUCUCAGGUCGUCGAACUCCUCAGGGGUGUAAAAAUAAUCAGAUAGUUUAGAGACGGUAGAUGUAAAUAUAUUCACUCUGAGCUGUUUCUGUAUUCUAAACGGUUCAAAAAUGGACUUUUCAUUAAGUUAAAUAUUAUCAGCACAAGUUUCUGAUGUUUCUGAGCUCAAAGUCCAGACAUGAAAACAAAACGAUGUCCGGACGUUAUUCUGAGUGAGAUAACGACUUCAGCUUCAUUUUCUGUCUUACAAACAAAACUAAAGGGAUUUUUUCUUUCUGCCUUAUUCUGGAUGUUAUUGUCAUGAUGUUUCUGAAUGCUUGUUGUGUCGGGGUGGUCUGUGGCCGAGAGGUCAGAGAAUCAGGCUUGUAACUGAAGGGUCGCCGGUUUGGAUUCCACGACUGACAGGUCACGGACUGAAGUGCCCCUGAGCAAGGCACUGAACUAGUGGUCGACCGAUACAGGUUUUUUAAGGCCGAUGCCGAUACCGAUUAUUUUGACAUCAGUCUUAACCGAUCCCCGAUAUGUGCUGCCAAUUUUUUUGGGCCGAUUCUUGAAGCCGAUAUUGCCUUUUCUCCCUCCAUUUACAUGAUAAAAAUGACACAAUGAUAACAAAUGUUACACACGUCUCAAUUUAAAGUUGGAUAGCAACAAUGUGAAUGUUGUUCUAGGCCUGGAGGUGGUGGCGCCUCAGAUGAUCCACAUAUUUGAUGUGUUUUUCUUUUUUCUGGUAUCAGCAGCAGCUCACCAGAGAAUGGCAGAUGUUGCACUGAGCCUUGCCUGCUGUUGGCUCAGUGAAAUGUGAUAAUUGAUCGGACUCAAAAAUCGGCCCGAUAUAAAGGCCGGCUGAUAUAUCAGUCGACCUCUACACUGAACCUCCCACUGCUCCUCAGCACACUGUGUUCACUGAGGUUCAAUUCUCCCUCUGUUGGACUAAUAAGGGAAUCUUUAUCUUAAUAUAUAAUGUUUAAAAGCUUAUUUCUGCCAGUUAAAGUAAAAAAAACUUUGCCUUGUUAUUAAAAAAAGGUCAGUCAUUAUAAUAGGAAAGUUUCUCUAAAUAAUAUUUUAGUAUCUCAAAAAUGAAUGAGAAACUUUCUCAAAAUAAUGACUUAAACCUCAAAAUCUCGACUCAGUAUCUCAAAAUAAUAGUAAAUGUUCUUAAAACUGUGACUUUUAUAAUAAGUCAAAAUAAUGAUUUAAUAUCUUUAAUGAAUUAUUUUUUAAUACUGAGAAACUUUCUUAAAGAUAUUAGCUCAUUAAUUUGAGAAAAAGUUUGACAUUAUUUUAGAGAUUCAAGCACAGGACGCGUUUUUAUUUUUUUCAUUAUAUUGGCAGAAAUAUGCUUGAUAAUUUGUUUGGAGAGAAAAAAAGGGAAAAUAUUAAAAAUAAUGCAGCCUUAUUGUUAUUAAAUAUGAUGCAUGAGCUGUUUGUUGCAGUGACGUGCAGAAAUAAAGUCGUGACCACUGGAUAUUUAACAAAUUAAACUGUUCUGAUGUUUUUGCAAUAAUUUGUUUUCUGUUGAAACUUCUUUUAUAUAAAACAAACUGCAGGUGAAGGUCGCUGUGACACGUUUCACAGUUUCCCAUUAACAAAAUAUGAAUUUAAUUGAUUUGAUUUUUAAAAGUGAGACUUUUUACACAAAUUCCCAUUCGUAAAUUGUUUUAAAGUUUCAAUUAUUAUUUAAAUAAUGCAGCAAAAUUGGAAUUGGGUCAACAACAAAAACAGCUUUUAUUGAUUUUCAGGUCAUUGAAACUGACACUAAUAAUAAUAAUAAUGUAAUAAUAAUUACUGGUUACUGUGGAACUGAAACUGCAGAUAUUUGCUGGUUUGUUUUGUACGAAGGGAAGGUUUCUGACACCGAUUAUUAAUGUUUGGUGCUAAAAAAUAUAGAUAAAUAGAUGAAUAAAAAGUGUGCACAAUGAAAAUAUAAAACAUAUCGAGCAGCUGAUGUUUCAGAAGCACAAGAGGCUGAAAUCAUCAGUUAAAAUGUCUAAAUCCUGCUGAAACACAAAGUGUUUUUAAUAAUCUUUUCUCAAGUGUUUAAUUUAUUUUAUUAUUUAGUUUGAAUGCAUCUUCAGUCCUCUCAGAUGUUUUAUGUUUCGUCUGAUAAGUCAGAGUUCAAGUCAAAAAACGUCCUCAGUAUAAAACUGUGACGCCUUGAAAAGUGAACAAAUGAAUGAAUAAUUUUGAGAUUUACAAUAAACGGUAAAGUUUCAGCUUUA
Molecule: messenger RNA, 6024 nt
Organism: Centropristis striata (black sea bass)
Lineage: Eukaryota; Metazoa; Chordata; Actinopteri; Perciformes; Serranidae
Product: serine/threonine-protein kinase 4-like
Exons: 11
Coding region: 347-1837 (496 amino acids)
Biological process (GO): intracellular signal transduction; protein phosphorylation; regulation of MAPK cascade
Cellular component (GO): cytoplasm
Molecular function (GO): ATP binding; protein serine/threonine kinase activity
Source: RefSeq, a predicted model, not a curated record